AUGGCAGGUAAUUACCAGGGUGCCGGUGGGUACCCGUUGCAAGACCACAAUGGAAGUGGUUAUACUAGACAUCCAGAUGACGAUGAAGCCGAGCGCUCUUUAAUGGGCGGUCAAGCAUAUCCCGGGCAUUAUGACGACUCGGGUCGAAACUUGACCCGGAACAACGACUCUGUGUAUAAUUUGAGCGAAUCUUACAUGGGCUCCGAACCACCAAAAGGGCCAGAUGUCUCGUACAAUAACGCUCAUGAUCCAAAUCAAGGUGGUUUUCCGCAGGGCGGCACCACCCCGAACCCCUAUGUACGAAGCGACUCAACGGAAGCAUGGCGAGCGCGGCAAAAUCAGACACAGAUAAAGCGCUAUGCCACUCGAAAAGUAAAGCUUGUCCAGGGCAACGUUCUCAGUAUUGAUUACCCUGUACCCUCGGCCAUUCAGAACGCGAUCCAGCCAAAGUACCGAUCGGACCUCGAGGGUGGAAGCGAAGAAUUCACACACAUGCGAUACACCGCAGCAACCUGCGAUCCGGAUGAGUUCACUUUGAAGAACGGUUACAACUUGAGGCCGGCAAUGUAUAACAGACACACCGAGCUUCUGAUUGCCAUUACCUAUUACAACGAAGACAAGGUUCUCACAGCCAGAACUCUCCACGGAGUCAUGCAAAACAUUCGAGAAAUUGUCAACCUGAAGAAGACUGAGUUCUGGAACAAAGGCGGUCCUGCGUGGCAGAAGAUCGUGGUGUGCUUGGUCUUCGAUGGUAUCGAUCCCUGCGAUAAAGAGACUCUUGAUCUGCUUGCUACAGUUGGUAUCUACCAAGAUGGCGUGAUGAAGAAAGAUGUCGACGGCAAAGAUACUGUGGUACACAUCUUCGAAUAUACCACACAGCUCUCAGUGACACCGAACCAGCAACUCAUCCGACCCACAAACAACGAUGCGACCGAUCUGCCUCCAGUACAGAUGAUAUUCUGCUUGAAACAGAAGAACAGCAAGAAGAUUAAUUCUCACAGAUGGUUGUUCAAUGGGUUUGGACGAAUUCUAAACCCAGAAGUCUGUAUCCUCCUAGAUGCUGGUACCAAACCUGGCCCGAAAUCGCUUCUCGCAUUGUGGGAAUCAUUUUACAACGACAAAGAUCUUGGUGGUUCUUGUGGUGAGAUUCACGCCAUGUUGGGUCAUGGCUGGAAGAAAUUGCUCAAUCCUUUGGUCGCAGCGCAGAAUUUCGAGUACAAGAUCUCAAACAUUCUGGAUAAACCACUCGAAUCCUCCUUUGGUUACGUUUCGGUGCUUCCUGGCGCUUUCUCAGCCUACAGAUAUCGAGCUAUCAUGGGCCGGCCUCUUGAGCAAUACUUUCACGGCGAUCACACUCUUUCCGCUCGACUUGGCAAGAAAGGUAUCGAAGGCAUGAACAUCUUCAAGAAGAAUAUGUUUUUGGCCGAGGAUCGUAUCCUCUGUUUCGAACUGGUGGCCAAGGCCGGAUCAAAAUGGCAUCUAACCUACGUCAAAGCAUCAAAGGGUGAGACUGAUGUGCCCGAAGGUGCAGCUGAAUUCAUUGGCCAACGCCGUCGAUGGCUUAAUGGGUCUUUUGCAGCCUCGCUCUAUUCUUUGAUGCAUUUUGGACGAAUGUACAAGUCAGGUCACAACAUCAUCAGAAUGUUCUUCUUUCACAUCCAGAUGAUCUACAAUAUGGUCACCGUGCUCAUGUCUUGGUUCGCCCUGGCUUCCUACUGGCUGACGACAAAGGUCAUCAUGGAUUUAGUCGGUCAACCUCCAGGAGCUGAUAACCCAGCUCAACAAGGAAAUGCUUUCCCUUUUGGCAACAAGGUCACACCUAUCGUCAAUACACUGCUCCAGUAUGGCUAUCUAGGUUUCCUCCUCCUGCAAUUUAUCUUAGCCCUGGGAAAUCGACCGAAGGGUUCGCGUGUCGCCUACAUGAUGUCCUUUGUGGUGUUCGGCAUCAUUCAGGCAUAUGUCAUCGUUGAUGCUUUCUACUUGGUCUAUCGAGGAUUCAGAUACGGCCAAGGCAUUCAGCUCAAUGAGGGAGCAGACGCGUUCUUUGAAUCCUUUUUCUCGGGAGCUGGGUCUGGCAUUAUCAUCAUCGCGCUUGCGGCAACCUUCGGCUUGUACUACGUGGCAUCUUUCCUCUAUUUGGACCCGUGGCACAUGUUCACGUCAUUCUUUCAGUACCUUGCGCUCAUGCCUUCCUUUAUCAACAUCCUCAUGAUCUACGCCUUCUCUAACUGGCACGAUGUCUCGUGGGGUACUAAGGGUGCGGACAAGGCGGAUGUACUGCCUUCUGCUCAGACGAAGAAAGACGAGAAAGGGAAGUCGGCAGUCAUAGAGGAAAUUGAUAAGCCACAAGCCGACAUCGAUGCGCAGUUUGAAGCUACUGUGCGACGAGCACUGUCACCAUACAAUCCACCUAAAGAAAAGAACGAAAAAAAUCUGGAGGACUCGUAUCGGAACUUCAGAACUCGGCUGGUAUCUACGUGGAUAUUUACUAAUGCACUGCUGGCAGCUGGUAUCACCUCUGGCAGUUUGUCGACUUUUGGAUUUACAGCAAGACGGGUCUUCUGUGCUGCUUCGCUAGGAGGCGCGUCAGAGUUGUUUGGGUUCUCCGGUUGCAUUUGA
Lithohypha guttulata is the source of this 2619-nucleotide messenger RNA. Its product is annotated as Chitin synthase, class 3. Gene Ontology annotation, molecular function: chitin synthase activity. Gene Ontology annotation, cellular component: cell periphery; cell septum. Bases 1 to 2619 code for a protein of 872 amino acids. The transcript has 4 exons. NCBI's taxonomy places the organism in Eukaryota, Fungi, Ascomycota, Eurotiomycetes, Chaetothyriales, Trichomeriaceae. The record is from RefSeq and is a predicted model, not a curated record.